AUGAGUGGAUACAAGCGAUUUGUCGUCAAUUUUACGGUAAGAAUUACAUCAUCUUAUGUUGUUGUAGUAUUAUUACUUAUACGCAGUGUGAAGAUUCGCAUUUCCAGUCCUGGGAUUUUUUAUUUUCCUUAUCGCUUGGCCAUUUGCUCCAGCCAGAGCUGAUCUUCCCAUAUAAUGGCGCCUAUGUCAAUGGAUUAUUCAAAUAUUUGGGAGAGGUUGGCGCUAAGCUGUCGGUAAGAUGAAUUUGGAAUACGUUUUGCAAGAUACGUUUAAUGCUUUUCAGUUAGUGUUCAUAAUAAAUACAGCUUGUCACAUGUUGUCCACUCAAGUCUACUGUUUGUUUUUUCGAUAUGCGAUCUUACAAAAUAGUCCCAAACUUCUCGACUUUACAUUAUCGUGGGCUACGUGGAUCAGAGGAUGGAUCAUUGCGUUCGCAAUCACCACUUCCGCAGGGAUUUUCAUUUUUGCGCCGAUGCAGAGGCCACAGACUGUAAGGGGUUUACCUUUCUGCACUUCAUUUCACUUGCUAUUCUUACGUCCAGAAAAGAUUGUUUUUUUCGUUAGCUGCUAUCUUUACUAUAGUUGGAGCCUAGUAAAUUUACAAGUCUCCAAGCUUCUAAAAAAGGCCGGAAUAAUUUGCUUCCAAAAUUUUUUUUAUUUUUCAGGAAGUCCGUGCUGCUAUUCUAGAGCUGUCCCAGCAAUUUGAAGAUCCCCAUUUACCUGACUUUAGUCGGAUAAUACACUCCAUUUCAAAAUGA
Bursaphelenchus xylophilus (pine wood nematode) is the source of this 758-nucleotide messenger RNA. Lineage: Eukaryota; Metazoa; Nematoda; Chromadorea; Rhabditida; Aphelenchoididae. The record is from the annotation of a GenBank genome assembly.